Molecule: messenger RNA, 723 nt
Organism: Phaeodactylum tricornutum CCAP 1055/1
Lineage: Eukaryota; Bacillariophyta; Bacillariophyceae; Surirellales; Neidiaceae
Exons: 1
Coding region: 1-723 (240 amino acids)
Source: RefSeq, a predicted model, not a curated record
AUGCAGUUCAACAAUCAGUCGAGAGACGAACCAAAUAAAGCAAUGAGUGAAAAGCAAAGAGCGAACGCUGUCGCACGGUUUGUGUUCCAGGAAGCUGACGAGCAUCUGUUGUGUCCGGUAGAGAGUUUAGAGGGUACUUUCUCCUAUCAGCCAUCAUUGGCUUCCCUUACGGACUCCGACAGCUCUUCAAUCGCAGAAUCGUCAGUUCAAAGCUUGACCGAAUUAUGCUCAUUGCCCAAAGAAAGCCACAAGCAGCGCCGAAUAAGCUUUGCCAAUGUGCUGGUCCGCGAAUACGCCGUGACGCUUGGGGACCACCCAUACUGCAGCGAUGGAGUAGCUCUAUCGCUGGAUUGGGAGUGUACCGAUGAGCACAUUCAAGGCAUUGAGGACAGCCAGGAGCGCACCGAGAAAUACAGAUUUCCUCGGCGUCUAUCGUAUCAAGAACGACGCGAUCGUAUUUGCGGCUCGGCUCUAAGUCCCAGGAUUUUCUGUGCCAGCAAUGCAUGUGAUGGUCCCCGUGAUAUAAACGCUGUGAUCGAAAUGCUACAAAAGUCAUGGAACCAGACCAGACUUUUGCCAGCACCAGAUCUGUUUGAUAUCGAAGAUAUUGAAGACACAACUGAGCAAGGAGCUGAAAUCGAGCAACCUUGUAGUUCUUCGAUGGUCUUUCAAUGGAAGCGGAAUUGUGGCCCUCCACGAAGAUCUCAAUCAUUCUGCGAAUGA